Coregonus clupeaformis (lake whitefish) is the source of this 3225-nucleotide messenger RNA. Its product is annotated as mitotic checkpoint serine/threonine-protein kinase BUB1 beta. Gene Ontology annotation, biological process: meiotic sister chromatid cohesion, centromeric; mitotic spindle assembly checkpoint signaling. Gene Ontology annotation, molecular function: protein kinase activity. The record is from RefSeq and is a predicted model, not a curated record. Lineage: Eukaryota; Metazoa; Chordata; Actinopteri; Salmoniformes; Salmonidae. The transcript has 23 exons. The coding region runs from base 94 to 3066 and encodes 990 amino acids.
UCGCGGUUGAUUUUAAAUGUGUGGAAAACACAGGCGUAAUCGGCUGUAGCCAACUUUUGCAUUUUUAGAUUUGAAAAAAGAAAAGUUGUGGUUAUGGCCCAGGUUGAGGCAGAACGGGAGCUGUGUAAACAGAACAUCCAGCCAUUGAGAGAGGGAUGUGCUGUGACUGAUCUGCACCGCAGCCACCAAGAGGGAUCCAGCCAUGCAGCUAUCCAGCAACAGAGACAAGCGUUUGAAUUGGAACUCCGUGUGUACACUGGAGACGAUCCACUUGAUAUCUGGGAUAGGUACCUAAAAUGGAUACUCCUGACUUACCCACAGGGUAAUAAAGAGAGCAGCCUGACGGUCAUUCUGGAGAGGGCUGUGCAGCUCUUUGCUGAUGACAAGAAAUACUACAAUGAUCCCCGUUACAUCAACCUCUGGAUCAAGUUGGCCCAGAACAGCAUGGAGCCCCUGGAAAUGUUCAGCUACAUGCAGGCCCAAGGCAUCGGACUCACUCAGGCUGCCCUUUACAUUACCUGGGCGGAGGAGUUCGAGAAGCACGGCAACUUCCAGAAGGCAGACGCCAAAUUCCAAGAGGGACUUAAGUGCAGAGCCCAGCCCAUGGAUAAACUUCAGCAAUAUCACAAGGUUUUCCAGGCCAGGGUGGCCCAUCAGGCUAUGUCUGGCAUAGCAGACAGAGCUGAGGAGGAACAGGAACCAGAACCAGCAAGAACCAAUAUGGUAGACCUGAGACCACGGGGGAGGAAAAAGGCAGUCGCACCAGUCAAUAGGACAGAGGCCUCGGCUGCAGGACACUCUCGAGGGCUGAACUUGCAGUUGCCCAGACGGUCCGCUCGCAACAUCCAGAACAAUCCGAUCCCGGUGUUUAACGAGAACCAGGCGGGUUCCCUUCAAGCCGCAGAACCGAACCUAGAACCCUGGAUGGCACCUCCCACCAGCAGGGCCAAAGAGAACGAAGUCAUGCCUGAGCAAUUGGCCGACAUCAAGAUGCCCCAGAAGUCAUGGUGUUCUGGCUCCAGUGUAAUGGUCCCUGCCAGCAGGCCCAACUUCCAGCCUUUCGUGGAUGAGGGUGACCAGACCCCUUCUGUGUCUGCGUGUAAGAUUGACCCUACGGUGAACAUGGUCCUCUCUGCCCGCCCGCCCCCCUCCAAAGACGAGUCUGCAUUGGAGCGUCUGCCGUCGCAGCAGCAGGAGGGAGGAGGGGGCGAGGUGAAGGAACAGAGCAUGUACCUCAAAGAGCUGCUGCUGAAUGGUGCUGUGGAGCUGAGCAUUGAAGAGCUGCGCGCCGAACACUACUUCACACGCAAGCGGCAAGAAAUCGAAGAGACGAUUCAACAGCAGAGCCAAGCCAAAGAGAGGCUGAGGCAGCAGAUAGAUGAGAAGCAACGACUGCUUCAGUUGCAGCAAUCCCAGCAACGACAGCAACGACCACAGCAGGAGGUCACUGGGACUGAGUCCAUCCAAAUAACAGAGUGUGGGUCUGGGUCCGUCAUACCUACCAGCCAACAGAAUGCAAUGGCUUUCCAGAUCUUUGAUGAAGGAUCACAGUCUGGCUCCACGCGUGCAUCUGGAAACUCUAUUCCUCGUCAAAAGGACGUGAUUCCAGAUGAUGUUUUCCUACCCCCUGGAGAGAGAGGUCUUUGCUUUAAGACGCCAUACCUGUUUCCAGGCGGCAGUAUCCCCCACUCUGAACGGACCCAAUUAUCUAAGAACUUCCCAGAGAGAAGCGAGUCCCUGAAUGAGGACGUGGUCAGCGGCCACAAGAACAAGACGCUGUGCGCCAGCCCCGAGGACACGCAGGACUUUGUGAAGGCCGCCAAGAUGGCUUCCUCUCCUUAUCACGCCACGGGACAGAGGGCGGUCUCACCCAACGCUGGCACUCUGACCAAAGAGCCCGGCAUGACCCCUCAACCUGACGCCGACUCGGAAGGAAGGAAGAUGCUCAGCCCCAUCCAGGAAGCCAGCCUGGAGGCUUGGGGAUCCAUGGCUUCAGGCCCCACCUCCACCUCCUCUGUGGGCACAAACUCUGGAGGCAAGGCCGUCCACCACCUCGGCAGGCUGGAGGAGAGCCACGCAGCACCCCACCCCGAAGCCAUGGAACAGAAUUCACCAUCCAGUAUUGUAGUCCAACCUGUGAUUGAGGACCCUUGCAGUGUGGGGGUGAGACAGCGUUUGCUGGAUCAAGUGGACCUGAGCUCCUUUCCAAACUUCUACUCAGAGGAUGGUCCCCUUCCCAUGGUUGAGGAAGAUGAUGUGCUGAUCCUAGGGAAUGAGACCUUUGCUAUCUACUCCAAGAUGGACUGUGAGAAGUUUUCCAUCUAUGCAGGCCGAGGUGGGGGUGACGUUGCCAUUAAGCUGGAGCACAACACAGUGCCGUGGGACUUCUACAUCGGCUCACAGCUGAGGGAGCGACUAGCCCGGGACUCCCAGGCACCCGUCCACGACGCGGGGCGCUGCUUCCUGUUCCAGGACGGCUGCGUCACAGUCCACAAGGCCCCCCAGCAGAGCACACUGCGUGCGGUGGCUGAGGAGACCUUUGAGGAAGUCGUGGCCUCCCUGGCCAUGCAGACAGUGGAGCUGGUGAGACUCAUGCACUCCUGCCACCUGAUCCACGGAGCCCUCAGUCCAGACACACUGGUCAUGAAUCGUCCUCAUGAUGAACCAACGGAUGAGAUUGGUGCCGCCGUGGCGCUGGACUUCUCCUGCUCCGUGGACCUGGAGCUUCAGCCGGAGGUGACUGCAGCACACAGCCUCCCAGCUGCCCAGGACUUCAUCACACAAGGCCUUCUAGCCCCCUCUGCCAGCCCCUAUCAGGUGGAUCUCCUGGGUAUUGCAGAGACUGUGCACACUCUGCUGAAGAAGAGAACCAUGCGCCUGGUUAAGGAAGACUCAGCGUGGACACUGGAGGAAUAUCAGGAAGCACACCCCAGUGACCGGAGCGAUGCGUUUUGGAGCAAGUUCUUCCGGACCAUUCUGAAUCCCGGAGACAGGCCUUCUGUGUCAGUCCUCACAGAGCUACUUGAAGACAUGAAGAAGUCUAAAUUUGCUUGCUAUGGCGCCUAGUUUUUUUCCUAGCACUGCCUUCCUAGUACACUGUCAGUGUGGCUAUUUAGAUUUUCUUUGUCUCAUAUUUGUCUCUUUAUCUGUUAUGAUUUCAAUUUAAUUGUUUUAUUUCUGUUAAAUGCAGUUGAUUGUUCAGAAUAAAGUAUAGCUUUUAUUCAU